AUUCUCGCUGGUUCUAUCCAUUCGCUACCAGUGCGUCUAUGAGCUGCUUGGAAAUGGACCUCAGCGCAUCUCGGUAUCAUACCCAGCGCGAUCAGCGUGCCAGUCAAGAAGCGACAUGACAGCACACAACCGGGAAAAGAUCAGCCGCCCCCUGCGGCUCUCCGCACUCUCCGGGCCGGGCAAAGGUAUUCUCCGCUAUGCCGUGUUGUUGGCGGUCUGCGGGCUCUGCUACACCAACUCUCUACGAGGGGAGUUCGUGCACGACGAUGUGUGGGCAAUCACCAACAACCCGGACGUCAGACCUGGCUCCAGCUUGAGGAGCAUCUUUAACAAUGACUUCUGGGGGAAGAGGAUGUCCGAUAACACCAGUCACAAGUCCUACAGACCACUGUGCAUCCUCACCUUCAAGCUGAAUAUUGUGCUGGGUGGGAUGGAGCCGUUCUACUUCCACGUGGUCAACGUGUGUCUGCACUGCGCUGUGACUGCCCUGCUCAUGCACACGUGCGAGUGCUGUGUGUUCGACGACAGUCGCCUGGCCUUCCUCACCGCCCUCCUCUUCGCUGUGCACCCCAUCCACACAGAGGCAGUGUCUGGAAUUGUUGGGAGGGCAGACGUGUUGGCCUGCCUGCUAUUUCUCCUGACGUUUCUCUCCUAUAUUAGGAGUGUGUCCGUGUGGGGGUCAGAGGAGGCCAUCCCUGGCACCGCGUCACCCAGCUCGCUGCUCAUGAGUCUGGGACUGGGCACGUGCGCCAUGCUGGUCAAGAGACGGGCAUCACUCAAAGAGACGGGCAUCACUGUCUUUGCCGUGUGUGUGCUCUACGAUGCCCUGGUGCUGUGCCGCAAGCCUUUCCUCCUGCACCUCUCGUGCUGGCGGCUGAAGGAGACUCUGAGACUCUGCAGUCCUUUCAUCAAGCGGGCGUGCCUCAUCUCUCUUCAUGUGGCGUUCAUCAUGUCAGUGCGGCUGUGGCUGAUGGGCGGCUCCAUGCCCCUCUUCUCAGAACAGGACAACCCGGCCUCCUUCUCCCCGCACCUGCUGACCAGGUUUCUGACCUACUGUUACCUGCUGGCCUUCAACGCGUGGCUGCUCUUGGCCCCUAUGGUGCUGUGCUAUGACUGGCAGGUGGGUAGCAUCCCGCUGGUGGAGGCGGCGUGGGACGCACGCAACGGGGCCUCUCUGCUCCUGGCCCUGAGCCUGCUGGCCCUCUGCCUGCACUGCGUGCUCUCAUUACAGAAAGUGGAGAAUAGAGAGUUGCUGGUUGGGAUUCUGUUCCUGGUGUUCCCCUUCAUCCCUGCAAGCAACCUCUUCUUCCGGGUGGGCUUUGUGGUGGCCGAGAGGGUCCUCUACAUGCCCAGCAUGGGCUAUUGUAUUCUGGUGGUGCACGGGCUGAACCGGCUGUGUGCGGUGGUGGGCCGCUGGGGCGCGGCUGCCCUCACCGUCUCCAUGCUGCUGCUCCUGCUGCUCUUCUCCUGGAAGACCGUCCAGCAGAACCAGAUCUGGCUCUCCAGGGAGGCCCUGUUCAGGUCUGGCAUCCAGACUUUACCACACAAUGCCAAGGUGCACUACAACUAUGCCAACUUUCUGAAGGACCGAGGAAGAAAUCAAGAGGCCAUCCACCACUACAAAACUGCUCUCAGGCUGUACCCUCGGCAUGCCAGUGCCAUGAAUAACCUGGGCACACUGACCCGCCACCCAGAGGAUGCUGAGCGCUACUACAGGAGAGCCCUGGACAUCAACCCCCAGCACAACAGAGCCUUGUUCAACCUUGGCAAUCUGCUCAAAUCCCAUGGGAAAGAGCAAGAGGCUGAGUUCAUGCUGAGGGACUCCAUCCGCUUUGGCCCACAGUUUGCUGAUGCCUACUCCAGCCUGGCUUCCCUCUACGCUGAGCAGAAGCGAUUUGCUGAGGCCAAUAAGACCUAUCUUCAGGGCAUUGAGAACUGCCCCGACAGCUCAGACCUGCACAAUAAUUACGGGGUUUUCCUGGUGGAUACUGAUGGGGAGCGGGCAGCGGAGCACUACCAGCAGGCUGUGCGUCUGAAGCCAGCUCACUAUGUGGCCAUGGUGAACUUGGGUCGCCUCCUGCGCUCAGCCAAUGACAACAAAGAGGCUGAAUCCUGGUACAAGAGAGCCCUGCAGGUGACGCGUAAAGUGGACAUCCUGACUCCUCUAGGCGCGCUGUACUACAACACCGGCCGCUACGAGGAGGCUCUGCAGGUGUACAGGGAGGCGGCCGUCCUGCAGCCGGACAGCACGGACGUGUGGCUCGCGCUGGCUCAGGUGCUGGCCAUGGCCGGCCGCAGUAAAGAGGCCGAGAAGAUGACCAUGGGGAUCAUAUCCAAAAGCUCGAGCUGUAUCGAGUGUUACCGACUCCUCUCGGCCAUCUACAGCAAGCGUGGGAACCAUACCGAGGCGUUAGAUGCUCUGGAUAAAGCUCUGCAGCAGAACUCAUCUGAUGCCGGCGUGCAGGCCGAGCUUCACUUCUCCAAGGGCAACCAGCUGCGAGAGAUGAACCAGCUGGACCGAGCCUUUGAGAGCUACAAGCUGGCAGUAGAGUUGAAUCCUGACCAGUCCCAGGCCUGGAUGAACAUGGGAGGAAUUCAACAUAUCAAGGGAGACUAUGCAGCAGCAAGGAUCUACUACGAGCGGGCCCUCCUGCUCACACCGGGCUCCAAACUGCUGAAAGAAAACCUGGCCAAGCUGGACCGGCUGGAGAAGAAGCUGCACGGGGGGUUGGGGCCAUAGAGGAGGAGGCCACCGCCGGCCAGUGGACGUCGUUCCUGCAGGGACCAGAGCCGACCUCUGGACAAGGUGGAAUGGGAUUGAGGAGGGCCAGCGUCCCGCAGGCAAUCAAACGCGGAGAGGGAAUGACAUCUGAAUCCUCCAGCCUUCAUGGACCUCAGGAACAGACUGACGAGGCAAUGACUCUACAGAAGUAGGCGUGUCCUGUGUGAAUAAGGAACUGAACCUUUGACUCUCAACACACAUUUCAUUUCCGUUUUAGAGACGUAUACAUGCAGACUCAGAUAUGAGUGAUAAUUGCUUUGGGAGAAAUGGGUCCUACACCAAACAUUAAAAAUCAGUUCAUAUACACUUGCCUGUUUGCCCCAUCAUGUAUCUCUGCUCUGAAACAAUACAGGCCAGGAUGGUACCACAGCCACACUGGGUCAGAAUUUCCACUGUGCCUCUGUGUUCUGUGAACAUGGCACGUGACUUGUAAGAAACUUAAAUGUGUGUGUGUGUGUGUGUGUGUGUGUGUGCGGGUGGGUGAGUAGGUGGUAUAUGGUGUGUGUUUGUGUGUGCAUGUGUUUCAUUGUUUUAUUUUGUAAGGGUGCAGUGUGUUCCUGUUUGUAUUGUGUUGUGUGCACAUGAGGAUGAGAAAGGUGCCCCUUCAAUAAGUGUUAUUCUAUUUUUUGUGUAUUCUUUUAUCAUGAUUGUAAAUGCCAGUUUAUUGUGGAAUGUAUCAAUGAAAUAGGUUAUCAAAUGCUGCCCAUCCUGCAAUGCCAUAAAGAGAAAAUUGCACCAAUAUGUAGAUAGAAUUUUUAAAUGAAUUUCAGUGACUACGGUUAUUGGUGUCCAUGGCAAAUUGGUGUCCAUGGCAACAGAUUCUUUGUGCUUUGCAAUCCAGUACAAAGACCACUGGUUAACUAUGUACAAUUAUUUAAUAAAGCAAUUAAUACGUU
This is a messenger RNA of Alosa sapidissima (American shad), 3678 nucleotides long. It is a transcript of the gene tmtc1, whose product is annotated as transmembrane O-mannosyltransferase targeting cadherins 1. Gene Ontology annotation, molecular function: mannosyltransferase activity; protein binding. Lineage: Eukaryota; Metazoa; Chordata; Actinopteri; Clupeiformes; Clupeidae. The record is from RefSeq and is a predicted model, not a curated record. Gene Ontology annotation, biological process: RNA processing; protein O-linked glycosylation via mannose.